Messenger RNA from Adelges cooleyi (spruce gall adelgid), 772 nucleotides. RefSeq lists its product as uncharacterized. The transcript is spliced from 4 exons. NCBI's taxonomy places the organism in Eukaryota, Metazoa, Arthropoda, Insecta, Hemiptera, Adelgidae. Bases 114 to 575 code for a protein of 153 amino acids. The record is from RefSeq and is a predicted model, not a curated record.
UAUGUCUUUUUCAUAUUCAUUGUUAAACGGGAUACUCUAAAGGCUAAGAGUUUGUCGUUUCUUCACGUUAAAUUUUUAACAUCUAUACACUUUUAAAUACUACCUACUUUAAAAUGUUUUACAUCGUUAUAAUGUUAUUAACGUGUAUGUCAAUUGUGGACUGUGUUAAAACAUCUGUUUAUGAGAGAAUGUGUGACAGAGAUAAAGCUAUAGUAGAUGCUUUUAAUAAAGCUCUUGUAUAUUUUAAAAAAACUGACGUUCAAACAAUUACGCUGAAUCAAUUUUUAAGAAUUGUUGGUAACGACGACGACACUAAACGAAUUAUUUUAAAUCACUUUAAAAACUAUGAUGUACACGGGCUUGCGGACGAACUAAACGAUUACAUGUUUUUCGAUUUAGUAUAUGCAGUUGCUCACGGUCGUGGAGUUUCUCCUGAUUCUUUGCCUUCAGAAAUGAAUAGAAAUAUGAUUAAAAAAAAGAAAAAAAACCCAAAACAUGCAGUAUGUUUAAAAUGUGAAGAAACUCAAGAUGAAGUUGAACUAUCGGUUGAAUCUUCUAGUAACUUAGCCAACUAAAUAGUUAUAGUAACUAUUAUUGGACAGUCUUUUCCUUACCUUAAGAACGAAAACGAUAUACCAUUAUCAAAAACGUAAUAAUACUGAUUGUGUACUUAAAUGAAUUAAACGGAUUUGAGCCUAAAAGUGCAGUUGGAAAAAAGUAGAAAUUAAACAAUAAAUAGAUUAGCCAAAUUUGUCAGGAGGUAGGACUCAAU